Molecule: messenger RNA, 423 nt
Organism: Solanum pennellii
Lineage: Eukaryota; Viridiplantae; Streptophyta; Magnoliopsida; Solanales; Solanaceae
Exons: 1
Coding region: 1-414 (137 amino acids)
Source: RefSeq, a predicted model, not a curated record
AUGUACACUAACAAAACUUCUAUUCAAAGAGAAAGCUUUGUUAUUCAAGUUUCAGAAAAUUUUCAAUCUUCAUCUCAAGUUAUUAGCCCUUCUUCUAAUAAAUUAAUCAAUUUCUCCGCCAUGAAGCUUUUCGAUCGCUUUCGCAAGAUCGUUAUGCGAUUCGUUUUUCCCAUCCCGACGUCUAGCCGGAGGAGGCCGAAUCGGGCUGGGGCAACGAUGUCAGCAACCGGGCCGGGCUCAGGCCAGAGACGAAGAUCCUGUGACCGGCCCGAUCCGCCGAAGACCUCAUGUAGCUCUUAUUAUUCAUCAACUUCUCAUUAUAAUGAAGCUAUUGCUGAUUGUAUAGAGUUUUUUAAUAAGUCAUCACAAGAUCAAGGUAUUUUUAGUGGUAGAAAAUCAGACGUUAUUGUGUGAUUUUUAUGU